This is a messenger RNA of Ctenopharyngodon idella (grass carp), 7746 nucleotides long. It is a transcript of the gene cacna1ia, whose product is annotated as calcium voltage-gated channel subunit alpha1 Ia. The transcript is spliced from 38 exons. NCBI's taxonomy places the organism in Eukaryota, Metazoa, Chordata, Actinopteri, Cypriniformes, Xenocyprididae. The record is from RefSeq and is a predicted model, not a curated record. Bases 899 to 7582 code for a protein of 2227 amino acids. Gene Ontology annotation, molecular function: low voltage-gated calcium channel activity; voltage-gated sodium channel activity. Gene Ontology annotation, cellular component: voltage-gated sodium channel complex; voltage-gated calcium channel complex; neuron projection. Gene Ontology annotation, biological process: sodium ion transmembrane transport; calcium ion import; positive regulation of calcium ion-dependent exocytosis.
CUCGCCAGCGUCAGUGCGCGCUCACAUCCGCGUCGCUCAGUUGGAGUUCUUCUCCGCAGUUCAGCGAGCGUGAGGCAAUGCGAAUUCACCUGCUGGAGCACUGUGAUCACGCUGCGGGGGAACCGAAGUUGGUAUUUGGUUUAUAAAAUAUGGUUUUCACCACAUAAUAUUUGGAAUUACGGACUUUUAAUGUGGAUUGAGAGUGCAGAUAAAUUAGACAUCCCUGAGCAACUGAAGCAAGAACACUGAAGGAAAGCGAUGCAACUCGCUCCCUUCCACCAAACCUCGAGACGAAACAGGUUUUUCUUUUUUCUUUGGGAAUAUAUACGCAGUGUGGAAAAGGAUUUGGGAAGAUUUGCGUACCUUUGGGAAACAAAUCCAGUUUCGAUUAGAAAUAGGAAGGACCAGUAAGUUAAAACAGCAGACGGAGGCAGUACACACGGUCAGACUACUGAAUGCGAUUUCCCUUCCAGACAAAUCGGUUGCAUUCUCGUGACAAACUUAAGGAGUAGACACCGUCGAAAAAAAUGGAAAGAACAUCAACGGAUAACAGCGAUCAUUUGGAUUUUCUAGAUAUGGGAGUACAGAUUUAAUUUUUUUGGUCUAAAUGAACAAAUCGAUUGGGAAAAUACGAAAAAGACUCAGAAUUAUCACUGAGUUUUUGCUCGUAAUGUAAUUGGCUGAAGACAAGUCAUUUUGUGGACGGUUAAGCAGAGGUUAUGUAAUGCAAGAACUGAGAAUGACAUUUCCUUGUCACAGAGCUGCAAGCUGGAAUUUUGCCUCAAUUUGAUUAGACGCUGUUUUCGUAUAGGAUCUUUUUUGAAAAUCAACGUCGCUCUUUUUUUAGUGCCCUGCGGCACGCGAUUUUGAUGUCAGAGGAGGCUGUCGCUCCGUCGCCAUGACGACAGAGGAGUGUCCCGUGCCGCUUGGCGUGAGCCAGGUGGGGUCGGGGCUGUGUGAGGACUUCGGCCCCUCUCAGGUUGAUGACAUCAUUGAGGAGGUGGGGCCAUGCGAUGAUGCGGGCAGUGACAUCAGCACUUUGGUCGUGCCGUUUCCCGAUUUGGCGCCAGUGGUUUUCUUCUGCCUCAAGCAGACAACCUGCCCACGCAGCUGGUGCAUUCGAAUGGUGUUGAGUCCAUGGUUCGAGCGGAUUAGUAUCAUGGUGAUACUGCUGAACUGCGUCACUCUUGGAAUGUACCAGCCCUGCGAAAACAUCGACUGCACCUCGGAGCGCUGUCAGAUACUACAGGCAUUUGAUGCAUUUAUCUACAUUUUCUUUGCACUGGAGAUGGUGGUGAAGAUGGUGGCUCUAGGGAUCUUUGGCCAGCGCUGUUAUCUUGGCGAUACUUGGAACAGGCUGGACUUUUUCAUCGUCAUGGCAGGGAUGGUGGAAUACUCCCUUGAUCUCCAGAACAUCAACUUCUCCGCCAUCAGAACAGUGCGUGUACUUAGACCUCUCAAAGCCAUCAACAGAGUACCCAGUAUGCGUAUCCUGGUGAACCUGCUGCUGGACACUCUACCCAUGCUGGGAAAUGUGCUUCUGCUAUGUUUCUUUGUCUUCUUCAUUUUUGGUAUCAUUGGCGUGCAGCUGUGGGCUGGACUAUUAAGAAAUCGCUGUUACCCAGAGGAGAACUUCACCCUCACAUCUGGCAUCACCCUCCCCACCCCGUAUUAUCAGCCUGAGGAGGAUGACGAGCGGCCCUUCAUCUGCUCUCUGGCUCAGGAUAACGGCAUCAUGUCCUGCAGAGAUGUGCCCGCUCGGAGAGAGGGCGGACGGGAGUGCUGUCUAGAUAAAGAUGACGCACUGCACCGUCAGGCCCUGGGUCUGAGUGCAGAGCCAUUGGUCAAUGGCAGUGCCUCUGCAAUGGGGCUCUGUGUGAACUGGAACCAGUACUACACCCGUUGUCAUACAGGACACACCAACCCACAUAAAGGAGCGAUAAAUUUUGACAACAUAGGUUACGCAUGGAUUGUCAUAUUUCAGGUGAUCACACUAGAGGGUUGGGUGGAGAUCAUGUACUACGUCAUGGACGCUCAUUCCUUCUACAACUUCAUCUACUUCAUAUUCCUCAUCAUCAUUGGAUCUUUCUUCAUGAUUAAUCUGUGCCUGGUGGUCAUUGCCACUCAGUUUUCGGAGACCAAACAGCGAGAGCACCAACUGAUGCAAGAGCAACGUGCUCGCUACCUGUCCUCCAGCACGCUGGCUUCGCUUGUUGAGCCCGGAGACUGUUACGAGGAGCUCUUCCAGCUGGUCUGCCACAUCCUACGCAAGGCCCGCCGCCGCUCAGCCGCCCUUUACUACAUGAUCCGUGGCAAAGCCCCUCCUCCUGGGGGAGGGAGGGGGCGUGGUAAAGGAGGCGCAGGAUCGACAGGGGGAGGAGCUAAUGUGAAUGGUGGAGAAAGACAUCACUGCCAUUCAGCUCAGACACCUCACUGUAUUCACGAAACCAAGUUGGACCACAGCUCCCAACCUCUGGAGAACGCCAUCUCCCUCUCCGUUCCAAACCCACAGGAGUGUCCACAGUGUGCUGCAGCCCUGUCACUCAAGGAGGGGGAGGCAUCAACAGGGCAUUCGGCCAAUGGGGAGGAUGAGGAAAGUGCGCUGGAGGAGACCAACAGGGAUGAGAACCACUUGGACGAGAGGGGGGACGAAGACUCCGAGGACAUGCCGAGAAAGAAACGUACCUGUUUCGGGAAAUGUAAAGACGUCUGGGAUGAAAUGAGAGUGAAGCUUUGGGGUAUCGUUGAAAGCAAGUACUUCAACAGAGGGAUCAUGAUCGCCAUCCUCAUCAAUACAAUCAGCAUGGGCAUCGAGCACCAUAACCAGCCUGAUGAACUGACUAAUGUCCUGGAGAUUUGUAACAUAGUGUUCACCAGUAUGUUCACCCUGGAGAUGAUCCUCAAGCUUACUGCCUUUGGCUUCUUUGAAUAUCUGAGAAAUCCCUACAACAUCUUUGAUGGCAUUAUUGUGAUCAUCAGUGUGUGUGAGAUCAUUGGGCAGUCUGAUGGGGGUCUGUCCGUCCUGAGGACAUUCAGACUGUUGAGGGUCAUCAAGCUGGUGCGGUUCAUGCCAGCUCUACGCAGACAGCUGGUGGUCCUGAUGAAGACCAUGGACAAUGUGGCCACCUUCUGCAUGUUACUAAUGCUCUUUAUCUUCAUAUUCAGUAUUCUGGGAAUGCACAUAUUUGGCUGCAAGUUCAGCCUGAAGACAGAGGCUGGGGAUACGGUACCUGACAGGAAAAACUUUGACUCCCUGCUUUGGGCUAUUGUCACGGUUUUUCAGAUCUUAACUCAAGAGGACUGGAACAUGGUAUUGUAUAAUGGCAUGGCCUCUACCUCCCCACUGGCGGCCCUGUAUUUUGUCGCGCUCAUGACUUUUGGGAACUAUGUUCUGUUCAAUCUACUUGUGGCCAUUUUAGUCGAAGGAUUUCAGGCUGAGGGUGAUGCUAACCGUUCCUGCUCUGAUGAUGACAGAUCCUCUUGUAAUAUAGAAGAAACAGAGAAAAAGAACUCACUCCAGCUGUCAGAUGAGGCAGAGGCAGGCUCAGGGAGUGAGGGAGAGCCCACUGAGCAUCAGCCAGAUCAGACAGUUACAGAUCCCAAGAUUUCCACUUUGACCCCUAAUGGGCAUCUGGAUUUGGCACCUGCACCCAACGCCAGGGGCUUGUACCCAUCUGAAAGGCUGAGCUUUGCCUUGGGUUCCCGCAAGAGCAGCGUGAGCUCUCUGGGCAGGGCUAGCCUGGAGCAGACGACGCUGUGUCCAGGACGAGCUUCUCUGUACCACAAUUGGGGACGGCCUGCACGACCGAGUAUAUGGAGUCGCAGGUCAAGUUGGAACAGCUUGGGUCGAUCCUCUAGAUGCCUGGGGAUGGGGGGCGGAGGUAGUUUACGGGUUCGUAGCCCUCACUCUCGUCCCGCUGAGCAGGAGUCCCUGCUGUCUCCUCCGCCCCCUCCUCUGCAUCCGCCUCUUCUCUCUAGACACUUCGUCCCACGCAGAGAACGACGGGCUCUCUCUUUGGAGCUUCCGGAGCUGCUGCAGGUGCCCGGACCAGCCCUGCCUCCUCUGCACCCCCGGCAACGUAAAAAGAGCUUCUCUGGGGGUCUGGGAAGCGUUGGAGAGCACCAGGACUGUAAUGGAAAGACACCAUCAGUCCAACCACAAAUCAUCAGUGAAGUCUACCCUCAGGUUAAUACACGCAAGGACAGGGAGGAUCUGGAUGAUGACUAUAGUUUAUGUUUCCGGAUCCAGAAGAUGAUAGAAGUGUACAGACCAGACUGGUGUGAGACCAGGGAGGACUGGUCUGUCUUCCUCUUCUCUCCUCAAAACAAGUUCAGGUUGUUGUGUCAGUCCAUCAUAGCCCAUAAGCUGUUUGACUAUGUGGUGCUGGCUUUUAUCUUCUCAAACUGCAUCACUGUGGCUCUGGAGAGACCCAAGAUUCUUCAGGGUAGCCUGGAGAGGCUUUUCCUUACCGUGUCCAAUUACAUUUUCACAGCCAUAUUUGUGGGAGAGAUGACACUCAAGGUGGUGUCCAUGGGUUUGUAUAUUGGAGAGCAGGCAUACUUGCGCAGCAGCUGGAACAUUUUGGAUGGUUUCCUGGUGUUCGUGUCUUUGAUUGACAUUGUUGUGUCAAUGGCGGGUGGGGCUAAGAUCCUGGGCGUCCUGAGGGUUCUCAGGCUUCUUCGCACACUGCGCCCCCUCAGGGUUAUCAGUCGAGCUCCUGGACUCAAACUGGUCGUGGAGACUUUGAUCACCUCUCUGAAGCCUAUAGGAAACAUAGUUCUCAUCUGCUGUGCCUUUUUUAUCAUAUUUGGCAUCCUGGGAGUCCAGCUGUUCAAAGGCAAGUUCUACCAUUGCUUGGGCCUCGAUGUCAAAAACAUCACGAACAAGUCUGACUGCAUCUUGGCCCAUUAUAAGUGGGUCCAUCACAAGUAUAAUUUUGACAACUUGGGGCAGGCUCUGAUGUCCCUGUUUGUGCUGGCAUCAAAGGACGGCUGGGUCAAUAUCAUGUAUCAUGGUCUGGAUGCAGUGGCAGUGGACCAGCAGCCCAUAACCAAUAACAACCCAUGGAUGCUGCUGUACUUCAUCUCGUUCCUCCUGAUUGUCAGUUUCUUCGUGCUGAACAUGUUUGUUGGAGUAGUGGUGGAGAACUUCCACAAGUGCCGACUGUACCAGGAGGUGGAAGAGGCCAAGAGGAGAGAGGAAAAGAGACUGAAACGCAUGGAGAAAAAGAGACGGAAGGCCCAGAAGUUGCCCUACUAUGCCAGUUAUAGUCAUGUGCGACUGAUGAUCCACACUCUGUGCACUAGUCACUACCUGGACAUCUUCAUCACCUUCAUCAUCUGUGUGAACGUUGUGACUAUGUCACUGGAGCACUACAGCCAGCCUCAUUCUCUGGAGAUCACACUCAAGUACUGUAAUUAUUUCUUCACCAGCACCUUUGUGCUGGAGGCUGUCCUGAAGCUCAUCGCAUUUGGCUUCCGACGUUUCUUCAAAGACAGGUGGAACCAGCUGGAUCUGGGAAUAGUGCUGCUGUCAGUAAUGGGCAUCACACUGGAGGAGAUAGAGAUAAGUGCAGCUCUGCCCAUCAACCCUACCAUCAUACGAAUUAUGAGGGUGCUACGUAUCGCACGUGUGUUAAAACUGUUAAAGAUGGCAACAGGAAUGAGAGCACUGCUGGAUACUGUAGUCCAAGCCCUGCCACAGGUGGGGAACCUUGGACUCCUCUUCAUGCUGCUCUUCUUUAUUUAUGCAGCACUCGGGGUGGAAUUGUUUGGAGAGCUGGUUUGCAACGAGGACUACCCAUGUGAGGGAAUGAGUCGACAUGCCACCUUUGAAAAUUUUGGCAUGGCAUUCCUCACCCUCUUUCAGGUGUCCACUGGAGACAACUGGAACGGCAUCAUGAAGGACACUCUUCGAGAAUGCCCGAAUACAGGCGAAUACACCUGCAAUUCGAGCCUGCAAUUCAUCUCUCCUCUGUACUUUGUGAGUUUUGUGCUCACGGCCCAGUUUGUUCUGAUCAAUGUCGUCGUGGCAGUGCUCAUGAAACACCUGGACGACUCGAACAAAGAGGCCCAGGAGGAGGCAGAGAUGGAUGCAGAAAUUGAGAUGGAGCUGGCCCAGGGAGCACUCUGCUGCAUCAUUGGAGGGGGGACUGGAGCUGAGAGGACCAGUGGAGGGCAUCAGGGGCCUGGUUCCAGCUCUGGAACAGCAACUGUUCUACCACCAUCCCCAAACACACACACAGGGACCCACGAGCACAACAGCGCCAGGAAACUGUACUCACCGGCCCAGGAGAACUUGUGGCUGGACAGUGUAUCUCUGCUUAUCAAAGAUUCAUUUGAAGGAGAGAUGCUGAUGAUUGACAACCUCUCUGGCUCUGUCUUCCAUCAUUACUCCUCCCCACCCGUCUGCAAGGACUGCAGGACUCAUCCGCAAGAGCAGAUCCACAUGGCUGAACUGGAACAGGCGUCUCUGAGGUCAGAGCAGCUUUCAGAUAAGUCAUCCUCACCAGCGCUGCCUGAUGACCUCAGCCUGGACGAGCAGAGCAUGUACCAGAUGGCUGCCAAAGAGGGCAAGGAAAGGGGCUGUGAUGAGUGUCUAACCUCAGAAGAACCAGGGGGGAGAGGUCACAGCAGGCUACGGCGACCCUCUCGGGUUCACAGUUCCGGGAUAGAGGAUGGGCCGGCAAUGCAUGGAGGCGGUUCUCAAAGUCCACAUCAUAACACACCUGCUCGUCACAGCAUAGGUGGAGUUUCCUGUAGCAGCAGUAAUCAAGAGUACCCAGAGGUUUCUGGAGGUUCAAGCCGCUCUAACACUCUUAUUCGUCUCCCAGCUGAAUUCUUCCACCCAGCUGCCGCGGUCCUCCCUGCACCCCCAAAGGGCCGACCGGGACACAAACCAAGAGGGCUCCGUCUAACUUCCCCAGCCUCAUGGGCAUCUCUACGCUCUCCUGGAGCAAACACCAGGCUGCUCACCACACAGUAUCCAUCUCACAGUGACUCCUCCCUGGCUACGGGCAGCUCAGAGGGCAGUCUACCGACCACCAUGGAAGAAGGGCUCAGUUUCGUCGUAUCCACCCCCCAGCCCCUGUUGGACACGCUCCUCGACGAACGUGCCAGUCUCUCCACAGAGACCCUGAGACCCAGUCCUCCAGCCGCCCAGAACCUCCAAACCACGAGGGGGCACCAGCGCAGCAAGAGCAACUGUGAAAUGAACAUCAGUGCGGGAAGCACUCGACAAGGCCCCGAUGGGGAUGUAGGGAUGGUACGGUGCGGCUCAAACCUGACGUGUGACAGCCAGCAGCUCUUAGAGACACAGAGCAGUCUGUCGCUCACGUCGCUGCUUCUGCCGAGCUCUCUAGCGCCCCCGUCUGUGAAAAAGUGCAACAGCACGGGCAGCUUAGACCAGGGGACUCUAACAACCCAAGAAAAGGUGUUCACAAAAGAGCCACUGGGUAAUAUCGCCAGCCCCUGGAAAGAAAGGAAGGAAGGAGGAAGAGAGAGGCAGUUGGAGGCAGCACAAGGAAAAGACGGGGAAAGUACAAGCCAAAUAACAAUCGUGGGCUCUAGAAAAAACAGAUGAAACUCUACCUAGUGUUUUAGGAUGUUAAAAACUUUCAGCAUACAUACUUUUUACAGGUUAUCUGUUCAUUUGUCAUUUUGUUUGUUUGUUUCUGUCUGUAUUGUACAUAGUUGAGGAUAUAGAAAAAUGUUCCACUGUCAGCCUGAAGUAAAGCUUUUGUUUUA